UUUGGAAGGCAUUUUGCACCCCGAGCAGCACAUUCGUCGGGCACUUCCUGACUUCGGCCAUGGCGGAGGAUCAACGUCUCAUGGUGUCGGAGUCUGAAGACCAGACACAGAGGAAGUGCUUCAAAGCAACGAGCUUGGUUUGGGGCCUCAUUGCCAGCAAUUUGUUGUUGCUGAGCGUAGUUUUGUGGCUUGAGACCGGGUCACAGACCUCCGCGAAUGCUCUACCGGAUCAUGAUCUCUUGCUCCCCUUGCUGCCCGAGAUCCAGCACCGCGCCUUGUGGGAUGUGAACUUAUUCGAUCAUCCGGAUGAGCCUUAUGCAAACUACCCCACCGAGGCCAAGAUCGUGACCACCAGCUGUGUGAUCGACACCGUCCAAGCGGCCACUUAUUUGGGCAAAGCGGUGGUGAACAUUUACCGUGCCGAGAUUUGCCCCGAUGACGAACCACUGGGCUGCACGGCACCAGUGGCUCAUACAAUCACAUCCUUCAUUUGGGUCAUGGCCUUUCUCACCAGCGCAGCCUCCACCUGCGCAGCCACACUUGAUCAGGCAGGCUCCUGUGUGGCGGCUAUUAUGAGAGAUUUGGCGACAGCGGGCUCCACGAUCUAUGGCUUCGAUGAAGAUUGUUUCCUCACACAUCCGAGAGACACCAGCUGGAGAGUGUUCCAGAGGUGGUGGAAGCAUCUGGCCAAGCCAGAGAAGCGACGUUUGCGAGGCACGGACAGCAGCCCGGAACAGUUCAGCGAGCCUGGGCCUGCGGCCCGGGACCUUCCGAUGUCCAGAAACAUCUCGGCUUACAGAAGAAAGUCUUCUGAGAUAGCAGAACGACUGCGAAACCUCGCCGGUCCGGGUUCUGCCGGUGGUCGUGCCAUACUCCCGAAUGUCCUCUUCGAUGCACAGACCAAAGGACUGCCCCGUGAUUUGGUGAGCGCUUACCAGAAAGUGAAAACCAUUGAUGCGAAGCACAAGUAUAAGACUGAGCGCGACUUUGCACUGGCGAACUGCGUGUUUGACAGUGUGGCGGCCGUCACUUGGAUCACACGUGCUCUUUUGUCCAUUGAGGAAGCGGCACGAAACUGUCCUGCUCCAAAGGCAUGCGCGGUUGAUAUCUUGUAUGUAAUUGGCGCUUUUUCCUAUGGUGCGCAGGUCCUGUCGCUGGCUUUUGUGGAUUGCCCCAAGCGUGGCAAGCGAGAGGCUCUUUGUGGGGCUGACGUCACAGAUGUGAUUGGUUCAAUGUCCAUUUUUGUCGCCUCAACAUUACAGGCUGCUGAGUAUUGUGAUGCAACCUUCAAGCGCCUGCCCAGUACUUCCAGUGCUCGCUAGCUAAUUAGGUCUAUCAUGCACUCCAGUCCUGGUUGGUACCCGCACAUGUGCAACCUUGGAGGCUCAAUUUGGGGGAGAGUCAGCAAAACCCACGCAUGCUAUUAUAAUCUAUUGUUGUCAUUUUGGAACCCCUAAUUCACAAUGACCAGAGACUCAGACAGAUCAAGCGUGUGCGGGCUGACCAGUUUGAGGAUCGCUUUUUUCAUUUUCCAUUCACUUUGCAGCAUAUACUAUAGUCUAAACUGCAGACGCCGGAUCCCACAGAUGAGUUUUCUUUUUUGGGUUUGCAAUAUUGUUGCCUUGUUGCUGUUGUUGAAAUGCGAGGCAGUCGCAGUGUUUGUAAAGCAGUAAAGCACAUCUGGACUGAAUGGACCAGAAUUUUGUUUGACAAUCGGGUGACUCUACAACUGGCUUCGGAAGACUUGUAAGAGUUGUACAUUCACCAAUUGUUGGGCUUCUAUCUGAUUGGAUUGGUUGAAGC
This is a messenger RNA of Durusdinium trenchii, 1803 nucleotides long. The record is from the annotation of a GenBank genome assembly. NCBI's taxonomy places the organism in Eukaryota, Dinophyceae, Suessiales, Symbiodiniaceae.